UGUAGUCUUCCUCUAUGGAUGUCAUGUUGGACAGAGGGAGACAAGCAACAACAAACCUUGGCAGAGUCCAAGCUGAAUCUUACCACCAUGGAAGGAGCUUUGAAGGGUAAAAAAUUCUUUGGAGGAGACGAGAUAGGAAUUGUAGACAUUGUAGUGUUUUGCUCUGUUUACUGGGCUGAAAUAGCUCAAGAAGUAGUUGGAGUGAAUGUUAUCAAUGAAGAAAAGCAUCCUGUUCUAUGCAAAUGGAUGAAGGAAACUGUUGACUCGAAAGUGCUGAAGGAUUACAUGCCUCCAAGAGAGAAACUUCUUUGUCAUUUCCAAACUUAUAAAGAUGCCAUUGCUGCUUUAAUGAAUGCUAGAUUUGGUUCUAAUUAG
This is a messenger RNA of Dendrobium catenatum, 375 nucleotides long. Its product is annotated as probable glutathione S-transferase. Lineage: Eukaryota; Viridiplantae; Streptophyta; Magnoliopsida; Asparagales; Orchidaceae. Gene Ontology annotation, molecular function: glutathione transferase activity. Gene Ontology annotation, biological process: glutathione metabolic process. The transcript has a single exon. Gene Ontology annotation, cellular component: cytoplasm. The annotation marks the transcript as partial. The record is from RefSeq and is a predicted model, not a curated record.